AUGUCUGAAUUCGUCAAGAAGUGCCCAACUGCUCAAUCUUACUACGAAUUGGGAGCCUCCGACUUGGAGUUCAGAUUCCCAGAGCCAGGUUUCUUGGAAGGUGUCAAGACCAAGCAAAAGGCUAUUGUCAAGGUUUCCAACAUGACUUUCCAAUACCCAGGUACCGCCAAGCCUCAAAUUCAGGACAUUUCUUUCCAAUGUUCUUUGUCUUCGAGAAUUGCUGUUAUUGGUCCUAACGGUGCCGGUAAGUCCACUUUGAUCAACGUGUUGACCGGUGAACUAUUGCCAACUGUUGGUGAGGUUUACACUCACGAAAACUGUCGUAUCGCUUACAUUAAGCAGCAUGCUUUCGCUCACAUUGAAUCUCACUUGGACAAGACCCCAUCUGAGUACAUCCAGUGGAGAUUCCAAACUGGUGAAGACAGAGAAACCAUGGACAGAGCCAACAGACAGAUUAACGAAGAUGACACUGAAGCCAUGAACAAGAUCUUCAAGAUCGAAGGUUGA
Molecule: messenger RNA, 507 nt
Organism: Lachancea sp. 'fantastica'
Lineage: Eukaryota; Fungi; Ascomycota; Saccharomycetes; Saccharomycetales; Saccharomycetaceae
Source: the annotation of a GenBank genome assembly